AUGCGAUCAAGGUCUCGAUCGUGCUCGGACUUGUCCAUAUCAUUGUCAGCAUCGCCGUCAACAUCGGAGCGGGAGGCGCCGAGCUUGCCGCGUUCACCGCCGGCGGCAGGGCAACCGCCGCUUGUUGGUGCUCUGCUUGAGUCUCUCUCGUUUCGGAGUUGCGGAUUCGGGCGUGCCUCGUCCUCGGUGUUUGAGAGGCAGGAUCUCCGCCUCCGAGUCGCGCUACCGCAACGCCUCCGCGACGCUCUACAUGCUGCACUGAAGGCGAGGGACCCAUCGGCAGGCGCCUUCGCAUUGAAGGAAGCCCCGGGGAUCGGCGACGUGACCAACCCCUGGCUGUCCCUCGCUCCCGAAGACGCCCCCGAGAACCCCCUAGUUGCAUUCGUCAACCCACGCAGUGGCGGUCGCCUCGGCCCCGUCCUCAAGUCCCGCCUCCAACAGCUCAUUGGCGAAGACCAGGUUUUCGAUAUUACGAUCGUUAAGCCAUCUGAAUUUGUGCAAUAUGGAUUGGGCUGUUUGGAGCAACUUGCUGAUUCAGGGGAUCAUAGUGCAAGAUCAGUUCGCAAUAACCUGAGAGUCAUGACAGCAGGAGGUGAUGGUACAGUAGGUUGGGUACUGGGAUGCUUAGGAGAACUAUAUGUACAGAACCGGGAACCGGUUCCUCCAGUUGCUGUCAUACCCCUUGGAACAGGAAACGAUCUUUCGAGGAGCUUUGGUUGGGGUGCUUCAUUUCCUUUCUCAUGGAAAACAGCCGCUAAACGAUCUCUCUACAAGGCUAUUUUGGGCACAGUAUCAUGUUUAGACAGUUGGCACAUCGUCGUUUCUAUGCCAGAAGAAGGAGAAAAAGAACAAGAACUGAAUCUUCCUCACUCCCUUAGGCACCUCGGAGAGUGUACAUUUUAUGAUGAUGGCACUGCUGAGGGAGAGUUGCCUGAGACAGUUUGUUGCUUUGACGGCGUGUUCUACAAUUACUUCAGCUUAGGGAUGGAUGCUCAAGUGGCUUAUGGAUUUCAUCAACUACGUGGUGACAAGCCAUUCCUUGCUAGUGGUCCUUUAUCUAAUAAGUUAAUUUACGCAGGAUACACCUGCAAGCAAGGGUGGUUCUUUACACAGUGCAUUAGUGACCCUGAACUACGGGGACUCACAAACAUUAUUCGUUUAUCAAUAAAGAAGUUGGACAGUUCUAAGUGGGAGCACAUCCCUGUACCUUCAAGUGUAAGGGCUAUUGUUGCAUUAAACCUUCACAACUAUGCGAGUGGAAGGAACCCAUGGGGAAAUUUGAAGCCUGGAUACUUGGAAAAGAAAGGAUUUGUCGAAGCCCAAUCAGAUGAUGGCAUUCUUGAAAUAUUUGGGUUGAAGCAAGGGUGGCAUGCAUCCCUUGUAAUGGUUGAACUUAUAUCAGCCAAACACAUAGCACAGGCAACAGCAAUCCGGUUAGAGAUCAAAGGUGGCCAAUGGAGGGAUGCAUAUAUGCAAAUGGAUGGGGAGCCAUGGAAGCAACCACUAAGCACUGAGUAUUCGACAUUCGUUGAUAUCAAGAGGGUGCCUUACCCAUCGCUGAUCAUCAACGGUGCAGAUCGCUAA
Molecule: messenger RNA, 1584 nt
Organism: Triticum turgidum subsp. durum (durum wheat)
Lineage: Eukaryota; Viridiplantae; Streptophyta; Magnoliopsida; Poales; Poaceae
Source: the annotation of a GenBank genome assembly